AGGCGGGGGUGAUAGGUACCGGAGGGUGGGAUCCUGCGCCCGGCGGGGCUUGACAGCUCCGUACUAUUGGCUGACACUAGAGGGGGAAACUCUACCUGUUACCUGAGAAAAGGAGUGCCAUUCGUCAUCAUCCGAUUCCAAAUCAGGAUCAAGUUUUCCUUCCUCCAGCAGUCCGGUGAGGUAGAAGUCGGCCAGGACCGCCUGGAGCUGAACGAGCGACUGGAGCAGGACUCCGAGCAUGGAGCCUAUCGCGGCGUGGAGCGAGGAGAGAGUCACCAAGUGGCUCCAAGGUCUGGAUGCUCCCACUGAUCAGUACCAGGUGUCGGAGUGGCACCUAUCAGGUCUGGACCUGCUCCAGUUGACGUCCCAGGAACUGGAGGCGUUGGGAGUUCAGAAGAUCGGACACCAGGAGCUGAUUCUGGAGGCUGUGGAGAAACUCUGCUCCCUGACUUACGGCAUGGGAGGAGAGAACCUGCGCAGUCUGACAGAAAAGCUGCGCGUCGUCGCCCACUCCCUGCCGAUGGCCAUCCAGGGCGGCUGGCGCCACAACAGCUACGACGGACGCAGCGCCACCAAGCUGCCGGCUGGCGUUCUGAAGAACGUCAUAGAGCUCAUCACGUCUGCCAGAGGCCUCUUCUGCUUGCUCAACAGAUAUCAGUUAUCCCAGCUCACCAGAUACACCUCUACUCAGAGCAUAUUCACCCAUUGUAAAAAUCUGGGAGACAUCGUCCACAAGGAUUCCACGGUCUACGAAAAGGAGAAGGACAUCAUAUCUGUUUGCCGUCAGCUGGUGGAGGUUUGUGAUGAGAUCCUGAACUCCAGCUCCGACUCGCUUCUGACCCAAACGGCUCAGCUGGAGAGCGUCAACCUGAUACCUGCUACACCUGGUGAUCAACUGGGGAUCGAGAUAACGUCCACCAGCUCCAGCAACCACUACGUGACGGGAACGGCUGCUGAGCCUUCCACUGAUGCCUAUUUGCGGGUCCUGUCUGGUGAUGAAGUGAUCCAAGUCAACGACCAGAUAGUGGUCGGUUGGAGCAGAGCCAAAGUUAUUAAGAAGCUGCGGGAGAAUCCCAGUGGAGUGACUCUGAUCAUAAAGAGGAUCCCGGGUUCGCUGCGGCGCAAGCAUUCGAUCCAGAUCACACCUGUGCAGGAGGAAGAGGAGGGACGAGUGAGUUUGGAGGAAGAAGAACCGGAGGACAAAGAGGCGAAUCAGAGGCACUCCAUAUUUGAGAGAGUAGCAGCUUCUGUCAGAUCCCUGUCAUUUAGGCGGACCAUUCAUGGGCCGGAGGUUCGGCAGAAGCCUAUGGGACAGGAAGAGUCUGAGUUGCCUUCUGAGCGGGAGCAGGAGAGGACCGUGACGUUAGCUGCAUUUCAGAACCAGUCGGGCAGGUUGUCUCCUCUGCUGGCGUCAGUGACUGAGAGUUCGGAUGUUUCGAGGCGCUCUCCAAAUCUCAGGAAAGACCAGACGCCGUCACCACGAAGUCCUUCGCCUUUUGACUUUGGCCUAGAAAGAAGCAGCGUCAGCUCCUUACCAGACAUGGUGGGGCACACGUCGAAUAAAGAAACCAAGAAGAGCUCUAAGAAAGGAAUGUCGACGGCUCUGAGCCGGCGCAGAAUCUCCUGCCGGGAUUUGGCUCAUCCCGACUGUGAUGGCUGGCUGUGGAAAAAGAGGAAGGAGAGCAGCGUCUUCAUCACCCAGAAGUGGCAGCGCUUCUGGUUUGUUCUGCAAGGACCCAGUCUGUAUUGGUAUAACACACAGCAGGAUGAAAAAGCUGAGGGUCUCCUAAAUAUAUCCAGCUACAACUUAGAGAGUGGUGGAGAGCACAAGAGAAAACACGUUUUCCAAAUGACCCAUAAGAAAUUUCAGAACUUCUUCUUCGCCGUUGACUCUGCCACCGACCUGAGCAAGUGGAUCAACAGUCUGAUUAUAGCCAUACAAAAGCACAAGAUGCUCCAGAAAGGUCCAGAUAGUGAAGAAGAAUGUUACAGCGAAACUGAAUCGGAGGGCGAAUCGUCUCCUUCAACUCGCAGGAAAAACAAGAAAGGUCAGUCUAACACUCUGCCUCGACCUAAGGGGAAAAUCAGCAAGCCGUCAUUACCGACUUCUUCAACAGAGGGCAGCAAAGAUGCUGGCACUGUGGAUGAGAUGGGGAGGAUGUUUAACAACCUGAAGGAAGGAGGCGUUUCUCUGAUUGGCCAUGAGCAGCCGUUCACGCAGGACCACUUCAGGAAGUCGUUCAUCCGGCGCAACAAGAACCCGGUCAUCAACGAGAAGGUGCACACGCUGCGGGCCCUGCAGAGCACGCUGAAGGCAAAAGAAGCCGAGUUGCUGCAGAUCAACAAGCUUUUGGACGAGUCGGACCUGACAGCGUCCAAGUACCGGCGGUGGAAGGAUCAGAACGAGGAGCUGGUUUCAGAAAUCGAGAAGCUGGCAUCGGCAGGGGGUAGCAGGGACGUCACUCCAGCGGGCGGCAGCAGGGACGUCACUCCAGCGGGGGGCAGCAGGGUCGUCGCUCCGGCGGGGGGCAGCAGGGACGUCGCUCCGGCGGGGGGCAGCAGGGACGUCGCUCCGGCGGGGGGCAGCAGGGACGUCGCUCCGGCGGGCGGCAGCAGGGACGUCACUCCGGCGGGGGGCAGCAGGGACGUCGCUCCGGCGGGGGGCAGCAGGGACGUCGCUCCGGCGGGGGGCAGCAGGGACGUCGCUCCGGCGGGCGGCAGCAGGGACGUCGCUCCGGCGGGGGGCAGCAGGGACGUCGCUCCGGCGGGGGGCAGCAGGGACGUCGCUCCGGUGGGGGACGGCGAGGACGUCGCUCCGGUGGAAGGCGGUGAGAACGUCGCUCUGGCGCAGGACACACCUGAGGCUGUCGCCUUGGAAACGGUUGCUACGGAAACAGCCGCUGCAGAGACGGAGGGCGCAUACAGACUGAGCCUGAGCGACGGUGAGCAGCUCGUCGACUCGGAGCUGUCUGAUGUUCUCCUGGAGAUCCCUGGGGAAUCUCAGAUUACCGAGUUGAGCCCGAUGCUGGACCUGUCUGUGGGAUCUCUAUCGGACUCCAUAAACAAUCAGCUGCGCAUAAAUGCAGAAGGCAGAGACGAUGGUGAUCCUUACUUCUACAUCUAGAACCUCACCAGCUCAGUAAAGCUCGUUUGUUGUUGCCCGAUGUUUUCCACGGAGCUGUCGAACAGGAUCAGAACAAUAUCAUGUUCUGAUAUUCAAGGAUCUCUAAACAUUGCCUCUCAGUCAAAGGCUGCAUCCUUAAAGACUUUAUUCUCUUGUUAUAUGAGAAACAAAAUCUGCCAAGUGUUCAGCGCAUAUUUAUGAAAUUCUGAAAUAUAUUAGAUUUUGCAUUAUUUUAAAAUUUUCUUGUAGGUCAUGCCUUUUUCAUAUGUUGUGUAAAUAUUUUCCCAUAAUUACUGUUUUCAUUGGUUAACUCGCAGUACCUUAAUAAAGGUAUAAAUGGAAAACAUUUGAUGGAACGUUUCCAUCAGAGCUGCAGCUGCUGCUCCAGCUGGUCGAAGCUUUUUCAGCUCUCAUGUCUGUGAUUCACUUCACCUCUUCUGUGCGCUUGCUGAUGAACUCUUCGUCAAACUGACUGUCUGGAUGAGCAGUGAAUGAAGCAGUGAAGGUCUCUCCAUGCAGGUUUGAAAGAAUAAAGAGAAUUUAGAUCCAAUAUAUGCAAGUAUUUUUCAGUAAAUUGAAAUAUGAUGAAAAAGAAUUGAAAAGUGAAACUUGUACCCGGAUGGGUGCAUUUUAAGUAUCUAUUUGUGUUAAUUUUGACACAGAUAAUAAAAAUCAAAAAUUCAGCAUGAGCUAAAUUUCCAAAUGAAAUCCAAAAUGAACUUUUAUCUGAGAAGGGGUGUUUGCACCACUAAACAACAGUCUGUUGUUCCUCAUAUUGACUCUUGCUAAGGAGUUGCUGUCCAUGUUCUGGAUCUGCUCCAAACUCUUGAAAGAGCUGCUUCACAAUCUUCUGUUUUACCACAUUUUUCCUUCCACCAAACUUUCCGUUGAUUUGUUUUGAUCCAGCAGCUUGUGACAAUCCGGUUUCUUUAGUAGUGAUCUUUUUGUGGCUGAUGCUCCUUCUGGAUGGUUUCACUAACUGUGAAGUCGCAAUCUGAUAAUUACAGCAUUCCUGCAUAGGAAGUCAAUUUUUAAAUUGGUUUCAUGAAAUAUUCUGAUUUUCUGAGAACACAAAUACAUUAAGUUUUUCUUAGCUGUGCAAAAGUAAAUAUUUAUCAGUCAUUGUUUGAUGAAUUUAUAACAUAGUUUUAAAAUAUUAUUUAAAUUACUGAAGAAAAUACAAGCUGCAUAUUAUCAAUGUGACUCAGAGCAGUAUGACUGACAAUCAGUAGUAAAUGUUUUGUUUAUGUCAGGCUCCAUUCAAUGUUUACUUCUAUUCUUCCUACAUCUGUCCUCUAACAACAAAAAUAAAAUGUUUUUAAUUCUCUGCUUA
Messenger RNA from Gambusia affinis (western mosquitofish), 4457 nucleotides. It is a transcript of the gene cnksr1, whose product is annotated as connector enhancer of kinase suppressor of Ras 1. Gene Ontology annotation, molecular function: protein binding. NCBI's taxonomy places the organism in Eukaryota, Metazoa, Chordata, Actinopteri, Cyprinodontiformes, Poeciliidae. The record is from RefSeq and is a predicted model, not a curated record. The transcript is spliced from 21 exons. Bases 239 to 3124 code for a protein of 961 amino acids.